Messenger RNA from Penicillium argentinense, 1407 nucleotides. RefSeq names its product synembryn. The transcript has 6 exons. Gene Ontology annotation, biological process: G protein-coupled receptor signaling pathway. The record is from RefSeq and is a predicted model, not a curated record. Gene Ontology annotation, molecular function: guanyl-nucleotide exchange factor activity; G-protein alpha-subunit binding. Gene Ontology annotation, cellular component: cytoplasm. Lineage: Eukaryota; Fungi; Ascomycota; Eurotiomycetes; Eurotiales; Aspergillaceae. The coding region runs from base 1 to 1407 and encodes 468 amino acids.
AUGAUGGCAUUCUCCCCGCUGCAGGGGACAGCGAAAUUGCAGCAAAUCAACAAGCUACUGGAUACCCUCCAGAAGGACCAACAGGACAAGCAUCUCACGUCGGCCCAACGAGUCCAAACCCUCCUCGAGUUGCGCCAACAUGGAACGAACCCCACCGAUGCCGGUCCGAUCUAUUGCAGCAAUGGUAUCACCACAAUUAUGCGAUAUGGGAUUGAUGGAGAAACGGCUGAUAUCCGACGAGCUGCCCUGCGUGGGGUUGCCAACGCCCUUCUGCUAGACGGGAAGAUGCGCCAGGUCUUCGUCGACACUGGCUGUGGAGGUAAAUUGGCCGAACGAUUGAAGACCGACAGCUCCGACGACGAGAUGGUGGUCAGCCGAAUCUUGUUCCUGACCACUUACGGUACCGAUAUGGACUAUGAAGUUCUGAUCAAGAAGCACUCUCUUGCUGAUAAUGUCAACUACCAACUCGCCCGUCACGCCAAACAAUUCCCCAAGUCCGGACGCGCAGCCCUGUCACAAAUGGACGAAUUGGCUCUCAUCGACACUUUGAAGGUGAUUUUCAACGUCGCGAAAAUUUACCCAGACCUCGCCACUUUCUUCUCGCCCUCGAUUCCUCAUAUCCUGAAGAUCAUCAGUCGCAUAACAAUCCCAGCAACGCCCCUCGAUGGCUUGCUCAGCUACCUCAUCAACUGUCUCUCUGUUCUUGACCUCGAAGAAAAGAAGGGCAAUCACUUCGAGAGUAGUCCUCUCUUCCCUACCUUCGACAAGAACUGCAAUGUGGACAAAUUAAUCAACAUCCUUGACCAAGCCGUCUCUCUAUACAGCCCAGAGGAAUUGGAAGAAAAGGCCAUUCCCCUUCUUCAUUCGCUCAUUGUCGUUCACGAAGUUGCACCCGACGGGCCUCGCAAGUAUAUGCAAUGGCUACUCCUCCCUGAAGACAACGACCGGAGCCAGCCCAUCGGGAAAUCGGACACUCUUGCCUCCAGGCUCUUACAGCUGUCGACCAGCCCUUAUACGAACCUGAAGACUGGAAUCUCAGAGCUCAUGUUCGUUCUAUCUGGCAAGGAUGCCGAAAACCUGACUCGACGAAUCGGGUAUGGUUUCGCUGCUGGGUUCUUGGCAUCUCGAGGCAUGGAGAUCCCUCAAACGGCUGGUGAAGCCUACGCUACGAAUACUGAAGGGCUGGACCCGGACGUCAACCCAAUUACAGGACAGCGCUGGACUGCAGAGCCUAAGGAUGAACGCCCUCCCAUGACGAUGGAGGAGAAGGAAAGAGAAGCUGAGAGGCUCUUUGUACUGUUCGAAAGGGCAAAAGCAAAUGGUCUUCUGGGUGUUGAGAACCCUGUCACCCAGGCGCUUCAUGAAGGCAGACUUGAAGAAUUGCCAGAUGACGCCGACAGCGAUUGA